AGGGGGUCUGGAGGAAGGAGAUGCAAACCAGAAUGCCAACGUCUCAGGUGCCACAUGUGUGCUUGAGGGCUCGGUGUCUCUGUGCCUUUACAUACUGAAGGCACCGUGGAGGACGCAUUUCCUCUGGAGUCACCCUUAACCAUCUGCCACGCUUAGGAGGAUGAAAGAGCUAAGGACUGAGGAAGAUGGUUCAACACAGGCUACGUCUGCUUCCAGGGCCUUUUGACUUGUCCGGCCGCCACCUUCUCAUUGCUCUCGGCCCGAGCUGUGUCUCGGGGUGGAAGCCGGGCGGCUGUGCGCUGGGGAUGCUCUUACAUAACCGCCCUCCGCGUCCUGCUUCCUCGCGCGCUCCUGCACCGCCGGCUGGGAGAGCCGGGGGCCGCGAUGGAGUCAGGGCCGCUGCUGCGGGGCCGGGGCCGCCCCCGCGUGGAGCGGACCGCGAGGAGCCGCGGGAGGAGGGCGCGAAAUGCGGCGGGGAAGGUGAAGGCUGGACUGCCGUUCCUCCUGCUAUGAUGCCUGGGCAGAUCCCAGACCCUUCCAUGACUGCGGGCUCUCUGCCAGGGCUCGGCCCCCUGACCGGACUCCCCAGCUCGGCUCUGACUGCAGAGGAGCUGAAAUACGCCGACAUCCGCAACAUUGGGGCCAUGAUUGCCCCUUUGCACUUCCUGGAGGUGAAACUGGGCAAGAGGCCCCAACCCGUGAAGAGUGAGCUAGACGAGGAAGAAGAGCGAAGGAAAAGGCGUCGGGAGAAGAACAAAGUCGCGGCCGCCCGAUGCCGGAACAAGAAGAAGGAACGGACGGAAUUUCUGCAGCGGGAAUCCGAGCGGCUGGAACUCAUGAACGCAGAGCUAAAGACCCAGAUUGAGGAGCUAAAGCAGGAGCGACAGCAGCUCAUUCUGAUGCUGAACCGGCAUCGCCCCACCUGUAUUGUUCGGACGGACAGCGUCAAGACGCCCGAGUCAGAAGGCAACCCGCUGCUUGAGCAGCUAGAGAAGAAGUGACCGUGGGCUGGGAGGAGGAGGAAGAGGAGGAAGAGGAGGAGGAGGAGGAGGAGAUGGCAAGAGGGAGGAGGAGGAGGGCACCAGAGGGCCCUUCCUUGGUGCAUGAAAAACUUUACAACAAGGCUCAGCACAGCCAGUAAUUAGUGGGGCUUUUUUGUGAAACUCAGAUCAGCCACAUAAGGGGAAGAGCAGGCUGACGAAACCCAGAAGGACCAAGCGCUGAGACCAAAGUAGACUUGAGGGUGGGGCUGUCCUGCUGGGGCCCAGCUCAAACGAGGCAGGACAGAGGCACCCAGGCCGGAGAGACGCCUAGCCAGGCAGCCUUGAGCACUUCUCCGGCCUCUCUGCCACGCCACCUACCCCAGGGACCUCCGAGCAGCCAGGAAAAGCCAUGAGUUACAACCAAACACGGCUGAGGAUGGAACUGAGUAACACUGCCAUCUGCCUGCCCCAGCCUGACCCCUGACCCUGAUGCGAGGCCGGAGAGGGCCGAGAUGCGGGGCCCAGUGCGGCCUUGCUGGGAAGUAGCAGCCGGGUGCACCCUCGCCGGCCCUGCUGGAGUUUGCUGUGGGCACGAGGCGCGGGCGCCCUUCCAAAGCACAUACUCACUGAAUGUUUACAGACUGGCUGUCCUGGCAGGGCUUUCAACUGCACAUGUUUUUUAUACUUUCUUUUUUUUUUUUUUAAUAUUUUUUACAAAAAAAAAAAGAUUUUAUACAAGCAA
Molecule: messenger RNA, 1725 nt
Organism: Eubalaena glacialis (North Atlantic right whale)
Lineage: Eukaryota; Metazoa; Chordata; Mammalia; Artiodactyla; Balaenidae
Gene: JDP2
Product: Jun dimerization protein 2
Exons: 5
Coding region: 186-1001 (271 amino acids)
Biological process (GO): regulation of transcription by RNA polymerase II
Cellular component (GO): nucleus
Molecular function (GO): RNA polymerase II cis-regulatory region sequence-specific DNA binding; DNA-binding transcription factor activity, RNA polymerase II-specific
Source: RefSeq, a predicted model, not a curated record